CGUGUCACCAGCCCAACUCUGGGAGCUGCACGCCGGAGAGGAACCCAGGCUGGACUCCUAGGUGGAAGGCAGAGCUAGAAGAGGACGAAGGGCGGGAGAGCCGGGAGAGAACCCUCCAGAUCGCUUGUUUCUCCAGUGAGAAAAGUUUCCCGGGACCGCCGGAAACUUUUUCCUGCGCGCGCAUUCUGGUGGGAAGAAGAGAGGCGGGUAUGCGCGGCUCGUGUGACUCACGCAGGGGACCCCACGGGGGUGCUGGCUAAGAGUGUGGUUAUAAGAGAGCCCAGAACAGCUCUGGAAGAAGCCCUGGGAGACGCCCUUUCCGUGGGUGACCGGAACCUUCUGGUCCUUAAGACACAGCUCAGACCUCACCUGGACUUAUGACCCGUGGCCUUGCUCCCCUCCUGCCCAUUGAGUUCCACAAGAUGGGCUCCUUCCGCCGGCCCAGACCUCGCUUUAUGAGUUCCCCAGUGCUUAGUGAGCUGCCCCGCUUCCAGGCUGCUAGGCAGGCUCUGCAGCUAAGCUCCAACUCUGCCUGGAACAGUGUGCAGACAGCUGUGAUCAAUGUCUUCAAAGGGGGCGGCUUGCAGAGCAAUGAGCUCUAUGCACUGAAUGAAAACAUCAGGAGGCUGCUGAAGAGUGAACUUGGAUCAUUCAUUACAGACUAUUUCCAGAACCAGCUUCUUGCAAAAGGACUGUUCUUUGUGGAGGAGAAGAUCAAGCUGUGUGAAGGUGACAGUCGCAUUGAGGUUCUAGCUGAAGUCUGGGACCACUUCUUCACCGAGACCCUUCCCACCCUGCAGGCAAUAUUUUAUCCAGUUCAGGGACAAGAACUCACCAUUCGCCAGAUCUCUCUGCUGGGCUUCCGGGACCUGGUCCUGCUGAAGGUGAAGCUGGGUGACUUGCUGCUACUGGGGAAGUCCAAGCUGCCUUCGUCCAUCGUACAGAUGCUGCUUGUCCUGCAGAGUGUUCACGAGCCCACAGGCCCAAGUGAGGGCUACUUGCAGCUGGAGGAGCUGGUGAAGCAAGUGGUUUCGCCCUUCCUUGGCAUCAGCCGGGACCGCAGCUGCUCAGGCCCUACAUACUCGCUGGCGAGGCGGCAUUCCAGGAUCCGACCCAAGGUGACUGUCCUGAACUACACCUCCCUGAUGACCACAGUGGGCCGGCCAUUGAAUGAGAUGGCCCUGACCCCACUAACAGAGCAGGAGGGAGAGGCCUACCUGGAGAAGUGUGGCAGCGUCCGGCGGCAUACGGUGGCCAAUGCCCACUCAGACAUUCAGCUGCUGGCCAUGGCCACCAUGAUGCACUCAGGGAUGGGGGAGGAGGCUAGCAGUGAGGACAAGCACCUGCUCCUGUCACCCAGCUUCCCACCACCUCACCGCCAGUGCUCCAGUGAACCCAGCAUCCCUGACAGCCCUGACGAACUGGAACUGGAGGAGGGGGCCAGUGGUAGCCAGGAGGACUCUGAACUGAACUGUGCUUCCCUCAGCUGAGCCAGCAUCAGGAUGAGACAGUCUCUCUCUUCCAUGGGUCACCAAGGGGUUCUCCCUUUGGGCAGUGCUGCCUUAUUUCUUUUAAGGCACAAGUGAAGCCUAAAUGCAUUAGAGGAAACCCUUGUAAACCUCUCCAUUAUGGUGUCUAUGACUAGCUCAUCAGACUGUGCAAACCCAACUGUCUGCUGUUCUCCUGACUUCUAGCCUUGCCUGCUUGAGCUGGAUCCUCGUCUCUGGGCCCUUUCCUCCCUCUUGGACUGGUUAAUGCUUCCUAUGAUAUAUCCCAGCAUUCUGGCUUUACUGCAGCAAAAGGUCAGACCACAUACAAGAGCCUUGGGAACACACCAGCCUUUGCUGUUCCCCUAAUGCUCCUGAGAGGUAGAGGCCUGUGAGUGAAGAGGAGAGAGGUUUUUGCAGCAUAUAGUCAACUGCAGCCCCUGUCACACAUGGCCCUGGGAAGUGCCCUCCUCACUUUAAUCUCAGAAUUACUGGGAAAGAAUUGUCCCACUGGUGGGUGACGGUCCAUCCUUACCUCUCUCUAGACGUCAUGCAUAGUCUACACAAAGGGCUUUGGCCUAGGAGAACUACCACACGGGAACAACCCUGUCUUGCAUUAAGCCUCAGUGUGUCCCUCUCAGGCUUCCUCCUAGACUCCAGGAAUGAACUUUCUCAGCCACUAGUGCCUUAUUCCCACUCUAGUUUUAGAAACGGACCACUUUCCUGUUACUCAUAUGCAGGCCUGGCUGAUAGCAGCCGACUAUUGUGUACCUGGAUUUCACUUGAAUUUCUUAAAUGUGUAUUGUUUAGAAACAUUGUUUGCAAAUGUUUGCACAUAGGAUCCUGCACUGUUCAUUCCUAGUGGGAUAUGUCUGAAAACAAGUGGACCCGUUGGGAAAGGAGACAGGAAGUGGUUCAGAAAAAAGGGAUCUGUGGCUGGCAGGACUCACAGACCUUGGAGCUCUGGAAGGAGCUGGAACCUGAGUCUGGAAUGGCCUGUAUUUGUGAGUGUCUUGGCUUCUAGGGAAGGAUGCUUUGAAGUGGGGAGACCACCUCUUGAGCCCCAAAAUAUAGUAACCAGAAUGUUUUUUGUGCUUUACAGUGAAAGGGGACAUGAGGGUUCAGCACAUUUUAUUUGGAAGGAUGUUUAUUCCCUGAGGUUACAAAAGAACCCAGAAGUAUCUGGAAUUUCUAUCAAAUCUCAAAACUGUAUGAGGCAGCAGGCUUUGGUGCUGUGUUCAGUUCAUAACAUUGUGCCCUCCAGGAUGGAGGGGCUUGUUGUCGCCUUGA
Molecule: messenger RNA, 2777 nt
Organism: Nannospalax galili (Upper Galilee mountains blind mole rat)
Lineage: Eukaryota; Metazoa; Chordata; Mammalia; Rodentia; Spalacidae
Gene: Prr5l
Product: proline rich 5 like
Exons: 9
Coding region: 378-1490 (370 amino acids)
Biological process (GO): TORC2 signaling
Cellular component (GO): TORC2 complex
Source: RefSeq, a predicted model, not a curated record